Cyphellophora europaea CBS 101466 is the source of this 1617-nucleotide messenger RNA. RefSeq lists its product as uncharacterized. The coding region runs from base 1 to 1617 and encodes 538 amino acids. Lineage: Eukaryota; Fungi; Ascomycota; Eurotiomycetes; Chaetothyriales; Cyphellophoraceae. The transcript has 2 exons. The record is from RefSeq and is a predicted model, not a curated record.
AUGCCACCACUCCCAGGGGAAGAGAGACUGGUCACAGUCUAUGCCGACAUUCACUACUACUUUGCGCCGCCCACAGUUCGACCUGUACUUCACCGCUUCGACAAGGCCUCUUACUUCUACAUCUACCACAACAGCACCAGAGGUUUCACUAGAAUAGAGGUCGCAAAUAAUCCUGGCACACCUGACCAAGAUGCGUUCAACGGCCAACUUGACAAUUGUCGCAUCAUCAACUCGCACAAGUUUCCCACCCUCAUGACCCUGGUUGUGGACGGUGCGGGCUCCGGCGCAUCCUCACCGUCAUCGAGACAAGCCCGCGACCCUGAAGAGUGGCGCUUGCUCAGUGCCGAUCCGAGAGACACCGGCAAGUCCAAAUACAGGUUGCAUACUCUAGACAUCUACUUCUGGGCUCAAGAAGAUGCGAAACUCGUCGUGGACAAUUUGCGGGGUCUUCUCCAGCCCGCGCAACUUGACAUUGUGCAGCUCGAACCUGAGCCCGAGCCCGAGCCCGAGCCAGCACCAGUCCAGAACGCAAGAGCUGACAUGAUGAGUCCUUUGGUUCAGAACCUAGAGAACGUUGCUAUAUCGGAUCCUGCAUACCAGAACGGUCAGACCCGAAACUCUCAGAAUCACCCUCAGGCAGUGAAUCUUCCACCACCUCCACCAACAAAUCCUCACCAGUCCACCAAUUCCAUCUCACCUCAGACUGCUUCACCGCAAUCCACUACAAGACAGGAACAGCCACAGGCAUUUGUCCCCAUGGCCUACGACCCAGCAGCUCCCCCUGCUCCCGAGCCCAUCGCCCAUCGUGAGGACACCCCCCCGCCCCCAGACGAUGGCCAUGGCACGGGGCUCGCAGCAGCGGCCAUACAUGACCAACGCCCUUACCAACCCGGACAGCCACCCUCUCAAGCAUAUCACCCCGGACAGCCCUCAGCUCAGCCCUAUCAACCAGGUGUUCCAUCAUCACAGCCCUGGACCGGAGGCCCUCCCACCGCGACCCAACAGCGCUACACUUCACCCUUCACAGCUCCACCGCCGCAGUCCACACCCCUUUCGUUCGCUGGACCGCCAAACACAGCAUCACCCGCAAUCGGUGCCACUUCCACGACCCCGUCUCGUCACGGCUCCACCGCCGCUGCGCAGUAUGUCCCUGACAGAAACUCACAAAGCUACCAGCCCACAGCCCACCAACCUGUCGAAACCCCAGGCUCACAGUUCUACAAUACACUUCCUAACCCCGUGGGCACCUCCGGCUCCGUUUCACCGCACAAGCCGCUGCAACACGUCCAGCCGCAGUACAUGGACUACUUGUCCUCUGGCGGUGGGCCUCCACCCGGCGGCUACGCGCACUUCAACUACGGCGCCGCGUCGCAGCAGGGAAUGCUACCGGCGCACAUGCAGGCUCAGCAGCAAAACCAGCAACACCAAGGCGGAAGCCCUUAUGACGUGCACGGCCAGGUGUACCGCCCCACCGAGGCCGAGGCUCAAGCGUACCACGAAAAGCACCAUGGGAAACGACCAAGCAAGUCGGGUUCGCAUUACGAGAGCAGGACAGAGAAAGGAGAGAAGAAGGUCAGUGGCUGGAUGAAGAAGCUGGAGAGUAAGGUUGGCUUGUGA